This is a messenger RNA of Budorcas taxicolor (takin), 1107 nucleotides long. RefSeq names its product dopamine receptor D4 (gene DRD4). The record is from RefSeq and is a predicted model, not a curated record. Gene Ontology annotation, biological process: adenylate cyclase-inhibiting dopamine receptor signaling pathway; adenylate cyclase-activating adrenergic receptor signaling pathway. Lineage: Eukaryota; Metazoa; Chordata; Mammalia; Artiodactyla; Bovidae. Gene Ontology annotation, cellular component: plasma membrane. Gene Ontology annotation, molecular function: G protein-coupled receptor activity; dopamine neurotransmitter receptor activity, coupled via Gi/Go. The transcript has 4 exons. The coding region runs from base 1 to 1107 and encodes 368 amino acids.
AUGGGGAACCGCAGCGCCGCAGACGCGGACGGGCUGCUGGCGGAGCGCGCGCCCGGCACGGGCGGCGGCGCCGGGGGCCCCGGGGCGGCGGCGGCGCUGGUGGGGGGCGUGCUGCUCAUCGGCGCGGUGCUCGCGGGGAACUCGCUCGUGUGCGUGAGCGUGGCGGCCGAGCGGGCCCUGCGGACGCCCACCAACUACUUCAUCGUGAGUCUGGCGGCCGCCGACCUGCUCCUCGCCCUGCUGGUGCUGCCUCUCUUCGUCUACUCCGAGGUGCAGGGCGGCGUGUGGCUGCUGAGCCCCGGCCUCUGCGACGCGCUCAUGGCCAUGGACGUCAUGCUGUGCACGGCCUCCAUAUUCAACCUGUGCGCCAUCAGCGUGGACAGGUUCGUGGCCGUGGCCGUGCCCCUGCGCUACAACCGCCAGAGCCGCGGCGGCCGGCAGCUGCUGCUCAUCGGCGCCACGUGGCUGCUGUCGGCGGCGGUGGCGGCGCCCGUGCUGUGCGGCCUCAACGACGCGCGCGGCCGCGACCCCUCCGUGUGCCGCCUGGAGGACCGCGACUACGUGGUGUACUCGUCCGUGUGCUCCUUCUUCCUGCCCUGCCCGCUCAUGCUGCUGCUGUACUGGGCCACGUUCCGCGGCCUGCGGCGCUGGGAGGCAGCGCGCCGCGCCAAGCUGCACGGCCGUGCGCCCCGCCGGCCCAGCGGCCCCGGCCCGCCCGCGCCGGACGCCAGCGCGGCCGCCGCCGCCGCCCCCGGCCCGACCCCCGACGCCGCCUCGGCCCCGGACGCCGUCGCGCCCCCGGACGCCGUUGCGGCCGAACCCUCGCCUCAGGCCCGCAGGAGGAGACGUGCCAAGAUCACAGGCCGGGAGCGCAAAGCUAUGAGGGUCCUGCCCGUGGUGGUCGGGGCCUUCCUGCUCUGCUGGACGCCCUUCUUCGUGGUGCACAUCACGCGGGCGCUGUGUCCCGCGUGCGCCGUGUCCCCGCGGCUGGUCAGCGCGGUCACCUGGCUGGGAUACGUCAACAGCGCCCUCAACCCCGUCAUCUACACCAUCUUCAACGCCGAGUUCCGCACCGUCUUUCGCAAGGCUCUGCGCCUCUGCUGCUGA